AUGGAGGUUUCUUCGGUCUCCAAAGUCUAUACCGACGUAUUGGCCUACAAGCCGCAGGCAUACUGGGAUUACGAGAACGUCAACAUACGCUGGAACAGCCAGGACAAAUAUGAGGUCAUCAAAAAGUUGGGCCGCGGAAAGUACUCGGAGGUGUUUUUGGGCGUGGACUUGUCCAGCGGCGCCAAAUGCGUCAUCAAGGUGUUGAAGCCCGUCAAGCGCAAGAAGAUCAAGCGCGAGAUUCUGAUUUUGCAGAACUUGGUCGGCGGCCCCAACAUUGUCGGGUUGUUGGAUGUUGUGCGCGAGCCGCAGCUGAAGACGCCCGCGUUGAUCUUCGAGCACGUCAACAACAUCGACUUCCGGCAAUUGUAUCCGACGUUCACGGACAUGGACAUCCGGUUCUACAUGUACGAGCUUUUGCGGGCGUUGGACUUCUCCCACUCCAUGGGCAUCAUGCACAGAGACGUCAAGCCGCACAACGUGAUGAUAGACCACACCUCCAAGACAUUGCGCCUUAUCGACUGGGGGUUGGCCGAGUACUACCACCCGGGAACCGAGUAUAACGUGCGGGUGGCAUCGCGGUACUUCAAGGGCCCGGAGCUUUUGGUGGACUUCCGCUUGUACGACUACUCGCUAGACUUGUGGUCGUUCGGAUGCAUGCUUGCGUCGAUCGUGUUCAAGAAAGAGCCGUUUUUCCACGGCAAGUCCAACACCGACCAGCUCGUGCAGAUUGUGCGCGUGUUGGGUCUGGACGACCUCCACACGUAUCUCCAGAAGUAUAGUCUUACGUUGACCGAGGAGUACGAAGACUUGGGCUACUACAACCGCCGGCCCUGGAAGCGGUUUGUCAACGAGAACAACCAGCAUUUGGUCACCGACGAGUUGAUUGACUUCAUUGACAAGCUCUUGCGCUACGACCACCAGGAGCGUCUCACGGCGCAGGAGGCCAUGGCACAUCCGUACUUCGAUCCUGUUCGGCCUCAAUCAUAG
Molecule: messenger RNA, 987 nt
Organism: Australozyma saopauloensis
Lineage: Eukaryota; Fungi; Ascomycota; Pichiomycetes; Serinales; Metschnikowiaceae
Gene: CKA1
Product: casein kinase 2 catalytic subunit
Exons: 1
Coding region: 1-987 (328 amino acids)
Biological process (GO): regulation of cell cycle; DNA damage response; regulation of transcription by RNA polymerase I
Cellular component (GO): protein kinase CK2 complex; nucleus; cytosol
Molecular function (GO): protein serine/threonine kinase activity; ATP binding
Source: RefSeq, a predicted model, not a curated record